AAGUACACCAUCUUACAACCCAUUUUUGCGCUGGUAUAGGACAAGUUUUAUGGUUAAAGCAAUAUUUUUACAUAUUUUUGAGAUGAAUUCCGUCCCUAUAAAAAUUCUCAGUCCCUAUAAGAAAAAUUCAUGGGGACGUUCAUAG
Messenger RNA from Funneliformis caledonium, 145 nucleotides. The record is from the annotation of a GenBank genome assembly. NCBI's taxonomy places the organism in Eukaryota, Fungi, Glomeromycota, Glomeromycetes, Glomerales, Glomeraceae.